GGGCUGGAUUAAUUCCUGACAUCCACAUCUUUUCUCAUCCAAAAGCAGUUUAAAUUAAGAGAUCAAAGUCAAAAUUUUCUGCGGUUGGACUUUUGUUAUUUACAUCAAUCAAAUCAAAUACUUGUUGAAUCUUAUUCAGCCAGUUUACAAUGGAGAUAAAGUAAUGUGAAGCUUUUCAACUCUGAACAUUUCUAGAAUGCAACUUGAAGUCCAAAAGCUGCUGCUUGUAAUCUUUUCAAGGUAAAACCACUAGUUGAUUGGUAGAUGGUACAAAAACACAGUCCAAACUUGUAGGAUUCUCUCUUGUAUUAUCCCAUCUAAAUGGAAACAAAAGGAGGGAGAAAAUGGAAGUCUAAUCAUGUCAUCAAUUGCUUCGGAAACUAAAGUAUGAGUAUCAGUCGUAUGGCAUCGAGUUCAUUUAGAAAGAUAUGGAAGACUACCAGUCUGAAACCACAAGAAAAUGCAACGGUAAGGGGCAAAUACAUGGUUUUUGAAGGAAGCAUAGAAAACUUUAUAGAGAAUGGAGCAUUGGUAUUAGAGGAAAGCAUUUCUUUGUUUCAUGGUAAAUCAAACCCCAUCCGCUACUUCUCAGUAGAUGAGCUCAAUGCUAUGAAUCUGGAAAAACACUCUAUGUCUUUUAGGGAACGGGAUGUUAAGUGGUACAAAGGUUUUUGGGAUGGAAGAUGUGUUUUGGUAAAAGAACAAUCUGAAAAACAUAAUUCUGAUCUCAGGUUAGCAACUUUCCGUGAGAUUGUGGUUGCUGCACAAAUGAGCACUCAUAAUAACGUGCACAAGCUUGUCGGAUGUUUUGUUGAGACGAAAUAUACAGUCCUCGUUUUUGAGUGGGUAGAAAAUGAUACUCUUCAUGAUCUAAUCUUCAAACAUAAACCAGCACUUGAUUGGAAGGAGAGGCUGAGAAUUGCAUGGGAAAUCGCUCAUGCUAUGUCAUAUCUUCACACUGCAUUUCACCGGCCUAUAAUUCAUAGGAGUUUAAAGCCUCAAAAUGUGUACUUGAGCAAGGAGGAUAAUACUGCUAAAUUGUCAGACUUCAGUCUUUCAAUUUCUGUUCCUGAGGGUGAAGAAUACGUUGAAGAUAUUGUGGUGGGCACAUUCGGUUAUCUUGCUCCUGAAUAUAGCUAUUUUAACAGACUUGCAGAGAGUGUAGAUGUGUAUACGUUUGGUGUGUUUUUUCUCGUGAUAUUGACAGGAAAAGAUGCUGUAUUAAGGCCAGUCAAGCCAUUAGAGGACAGUGAUGAGAUGACUCCUUUAGUUGAGUGGGUUAAGAAUGUAUUUGGAUACAAAUGCAUAUCAGAGAUCGUAGACCCUGCAAUCACUGGAACGGAUGAACAAGUUAAACAGCAAUUAAGAGCAUCAAUAGAGCUUGCACUCCGGUGCACGGAAACAGAAGAAGAUUCCAGGCCGACUAUGGUUGAUGUGGCAACUCAACUCAAGACCAUCAUCAAAUCCUCUCAAUCAAUCUGUCCCUUAUCUGUUACAGGGCAGCUUUCUGCAAGCUGCUCACAUAAUCUAAUCUGUUAGCUCAACUGUAAGAAUCUAAUCUAACCUGUUAGCUCAACUGUAGAAUGAGAUGCUAACUUGCUCAUCUUUUGGAAUAUCAUAAUCUACAAUUUUCCUGAAUAAUGCUCCACUACUUAAAAUGUUCCUGAAUUUUCUACCUAUACUUGAUGUUGCUGCUAUGUCCA
Spinacia oleracea (spinach) is the source of this 1703-nucleotide messenger RNA. Its product is annotated as non-functional pseudokinase ZED1. Gene Ontology annotation, cellular component: plasma membrane. The transcript has 3 exons. The coding region runs from base 388 to 1539 and encodes 383 amino acids. Gene Ontology annotation, biological process: protein phosphorylation; cell surface receptor signaling pathway. Gene Ontology annotation, molecular function: ATP binding; protein serine/threonine kinase activity. Lineage: Eukaryota; Viridiplantae; Streptophyta; Magnoliopsida; Caryophyllales; Amaranthaceae. The record is from RefSeq and is a predicted model, not a curated record.